This is a messenger RNA of Spinacia oleracea (spinach), 1011 nucleotides long. RefSeq lists its product as uncharacterized. The transcript has a single exon. Lineage: Eukaryota; Viridiplantae; Streptophyta; Magnoliopsida; Caryophyllales; Amaranthaceae. The record is from RefSeq and is a predicted model, not a curated record. Bases 1 to 1011 code for a protein of 336 amino acids.
AUGAAUCAUGAUUUAGCUGAUGAUUUUGGCUACAUUGACACUGUUGUGGAACUGUGGAAAGAACUGACUGAAAGAUUUGGCCAAUCCAAUGGACCAUUAAUCUACCAGUUGGAAAAGGAAAUUGAGAAUUUAACUCAACAAAACAUGACUAUUGUGACUUGUUAUGGAAAGCUGAAGAAACUUUGGGAUGAAAUGCAGAAUUUGAGAGCAUUUCCUACUUGUUCUUGUGGUGCUAUGUUACAAUGCAGCUGUAAUUUCAUGAAGAAGGUAGCUGAAUUUGAAGAAGAAGACAAGAUGAUGAAAUUUCUGCUUGGUUUGAAUGGUGGUUUUGAGAACUCUGUGACAAAUGUUCUGUCAAUGGAUCCUUUACCAAGUAUAAAUAGAGUAUUUUCUAUUACUCAACAGAUUGAGAAACAAAAGGAAGUGAGUCAUGCUGCAGUGGAAUGCAAUGCUAUGAACAGCAGUGCAAUGGCUACACAUGCUUACAGAGGUGUUGGUUUUACACAGGGAAAGAAAGAUUGGAGAUAUCUGAAGAAAGAAAAACUGAACAAACAAUGUACUCAUUGCAAGGGGAAGGGUCAUACUAUUGAUCAAUGUUUCAAGAUCAUUGGUUAUCCUGAUUGGUAUAACACAAUCAAAGCCUCAAAGGGAAGCAAUUCACAAGGUAGCAUGAUUGCUGCUAAUGCUCACACUACUAUUGAUUUUGUAGAUUGUCCUCUAGAUGAUGCUGGUGCUGAAAAUGGAACAGUUAGCAAUGAAAUGUUGAAUGCAAUUUGUCAAGAGGUUAUGAAGGCAAUGAAAGGCAAGCAGUCACAGAAUAAUACUGGAAAUGGGGCCACUUGUUCCUUUGCAAAUUAUGCAGGUAUAAUCUCUCAUUCUCUCAACUGUUCUGUGAAUAAAAUGCAUGAUGGUUGCUUGUGGAUUGUGGAUUCUGGUGCUUGUGAUCACAUGACUUACAAUGAGAACAUGUUAACAAAUAUAAGAACUCUUAAUGUAGGGGAAUACAGUUAA